GAACAACUACAAAAGACGAAGCCGACUUCGCUGUACAAUCUUUUUGUGUCGAUUUUGCAGGACCCGGACUGCGUCCUCAUCUUGGGCUACAUUGGGUACCUGCUGAAAGCGUUCAACGAGCGCAACACCCAUGAAGAUGAACUUCUGAAGUCUCAGCUGAUGGACAAAAUGCACUCCCGCAAGGAUAAGGCCGAUGUAGAGGAGGCGGCGAGUCUUCGAAAGGAAGUGCGCCGCGUUGCUGACCGCAUCAUGGGCAAGCGUUUCUCGCUCGAGCUUCUGUGGCGUGAGCUCUACAACAUGAAGGAGUUCGAUUGCCAGGACGCUUCUACGCCACUUGCUUCUGAACUCUUGCCUGUGCUUUCGCCAAAUCCUGGCGUGGACGCGGUCGAAAAAUUGUUGACCAUGAUCAACAUGGGCGAGCCGUUCGAGAUCAUCGACGGAGACACGCUGUCGAUUCCAAAGAAGACACUGGCGGAAGCUUUCGGUACUUUCGGUAAGAAGCGGGUGCUCGUCAUCAGCAUUCUGGGACCGCAGUCCUCAGGCAAGAGCACGUUGCUGAACUUUCUCUUUGGAUGCAAGUUCUUCACCAGUGGUGGCCGAUGCACGAAAGGUGUCUACGGAUCCUGCAUUGAGCUGGAGCAUCCGGACUACGAUUUGCUGAUGGUGAUUGACACCGAAGGACUCAAAAGUCCGGAGAAGGGCGAUCCCGAAUUCGACCGAAAAAUCACGCUUUUCUGCCUCGCGGUAUCGAACCUCGUGAUCAUCAACGUGAAUACCGAACUCGAUCGCAGCAUGCAGGAGCUGUUGGAGAUCUGCAUCUACUCCUUGGACGGGUUGAACAAAGCGAAAAUGGCCAUGCCGCAAGUGUUCAUGGUCUUCAACAAGAACGCGUCGGAUAGCAAGGCUCCUUACCUGGAACAGAUCAAUAAGAUCAGUGAAAGCAUCCGCGAAUCUAAACCGGAGGCAAAGGAUGCGGCAGACGCAAUGUUGUUUACCGAGGAAAGGCUCGUCUUGCUGUCGUUUGCCUUCGAGUCCAAAACGGACGAGAAAGAUUCCAAGCGUGGCCGAGUGGAGGAAUGGGAGCGAUUGCAGCCCAGCACGCGUUUUGCAAAGGAGGUUGCGGCGUUUUCGAAACAGUUGCUCGGCUCGUCGGUUUCUUUGA
Molecule: messenger RNA, 1162 nt
Organism: Amoebophrya sp. A25
Lineage: Eukaryota; Dinophyceae; Syndiniales; Amoebophryaceae
Source: the annotation of a GenBank genome assembly